This is a messenger RNA of Bactrocera tryoni, 2366 nucleotides long. Its product is annotated as zinc finger protein 624. NCBI's taxonomy places the organism in Eukaryota, Metazoa, Arthropoda, Insecta, Diptera, Tephritidae. Bases 155 to 2335 code for a protein of 726 amino acids. The transcript has 7 exons. Gene Ontology annotation, cellular component: nucleus. The record is from RefSeq and is a predicted model, not a curated record.
AUUAUUUUCUCGUGAAGUUAGGCGUAUUUUUUAAUGUUUAUCCAAUAAUUUGAAGUUCACCUAUUUAUUUUGAAUUUUCGUGGCGGUAGUAAUUAUAAACAAAUAAAACAAUUUUUGUAAAAUAUAAAGUUAAAUAUUAAAGAGUAGUACAGAAAUGGCAGCUUAUAGAAACAUAAAAAUGGAAAAUGGUUUGCAUGAAGAUGAAUAUACUGAUGAUAUGUCAGCGAACAACUUGACAGAACAUGUUGAAUAUAUUGAAUAUGAAGAUAAUAUUGGCACUGGUUAUGAACAUGAAUCAUUGAUUGAAUAUGUUGAAGAAGAUGAUGUACAAAGUGGUGAUUAUUUCGAAAACGAAACUCUGGAGGAGCAUGUGAAAACACACACUUUAUCAAUAAGGCACUUGCAUUUCGAUGGUCAAUCUCAGGAAAUAUAUCGCUGCUUAGAGUGUGCCAUAGAUUUUGUUACUCUCGAGGACUUCACAAAAGUACAUCAAGAAAUGCAGAAAAAAUUAUCUAAUAAAGCUUCAACAAAUAUUAGUACUAAGGAUACAUUUCAAAAUGAACAAGUCAAGGAAGAGCAAAUUAUUCAAAACUCAAACAGCAGUUGGCUGAUUAUAAAAGAAGAGCAGAUUAUUGUAGAUGAAAAUGAAACUAAAGAUUUGGAUGAUUACUUAGAAACGAGUGAGGAUAUCAUUGAACAUACGAAUUUUGACAAGGAAGAUAACGAUAUCGCCACCGAUACCAUUUUACAUGUUAAAGAAGAAAAGCAAUCCAUCACCGAUGAAGAAGAUGAUGGGGAGAAAUAUUUUUGUUGUGAUUGCCAACUGGUAUUUAGUGAUUUAGAAAAAGCGGAGCAACAUGUUUGUACCGCCAUAAAUACUAGCACAGUCAAACAGGAAGAUGCGGAUAAAGUUGUAGAGCAAGAAGAAUAUGACAAUGAUAUACGGUUAUAUCUUGAAGAGCAGAAGCAAACAUUGGACACAUCGAAAAAAAGCCAAAGCAAGGAAGUACAAUAUCAUUGUGCCGAAUGUGAUAAGACAUUUAAUUCUCUGCAAGGCUUACAAAUACAUAACCGCAUUCACAAAACAAAAGAGAUUAAAACACAAAGUGAUUCGUUUAGUGUAGUAGAAUUGAAAAAACCAACAUGUCCAAUUUGCAAUACUAAUUUCAGUUCAUACAAAAAUCUUAAGUUACACAUGAAAAUUCAUGAUGCACAGCAAUUGAGAACAAUAGAGCAAGCAUUGCCGGCUGGUGCCAAAACGCAAUAUAAGGAUAUGAAUAAAUUCUUCUGCGAGAUAUGCAAUAAGAGUUUUGAACAGAAUCUACUUGGUAUACAUAAGAACAUGCAUCAACAAUCCACGGAGUUUAAUUGCGGUAUCUGCAAUCGUCACUUUGAAAAUAAAACAAGCUUUGACAUGCAUAUGCAAAUGCAUGCUGACAAACCCGCGAAACCACGUAAACAACAAAUAAAGCAAACGGACAGUAGUGGUCGGUUUGCUUGUCAAUACUGUGGUCGAACGUUUCAGCGGCCGUAUGAAAAAGUGCGCCAUGAGCGUGUACACACUGGUGAAAAACCACAUGCUUGCGAAGUGUGCGGCAAAACUUUUCGCGUUUCAUAUUCGCUGAUACUACACCUGCGCACGCACACCGAUAUACGACCAUACGUAUGCGCCACUUGCAAUAAACGUUUCAAGUCGCAGCCUGUCUAUGCUCAUCAUCUACGCACUCACGAUGCGGAACGUGCAUACACAUGUGAAAUUUGUUCAAAAUCGUUUCGAACUUCAGUGCAGCUUUCGGCGCAUAGGAAUAUACAUUCGAAACCUUACAAUUGCCCAGUAUGUAAUCGUCCCUUUGCUUCAUUGUAUUCAGUGAAAAUACACAUGAAAACACACAAUAAACUUAACCGUUCCGGUGAUAGUACCAAAUACAGUUGCUAUGUUUGUGGUGCGGAAUAUGCGCGAGUUUCUGCAUUACGAAUACAUAUGAAGGAUUUACAUCUUAUCGAUUUUGAUACGAACCGUUCUUUGGAUUUAGAUGAUAUAAUAUCGGCAGAGGAUCAAAACUCACAAUCUCAGCACAACACAGAUGGCAACGAAGAUGAGCAAGAAUUUGAUAAUGAGGCUGCCGUUUUGAUAGCAGCGGCCGCAGAAGCCGAUUGCGCAGCCUAUAUAGAAGCUGCGACAGCGCAUACGUCUGAUCACAUAUCUACAGGACCAGAGAGCAUGACCCUUCACUCACAAGUCAAUCCACCAUACGAAGUUACACUGCAAAAUGAAGAGUUGAUUGUGGACAAUUACCAAACUGAAGAGAUUGUAACCGACUGGUUAUCAAAAUAAUUUUUCUAAAGAGCAUAGUAAGCAUUAAAUA